CGCUUUUUAUUUGUCCGUUUAAUUUUCAAUGAUGUUGAUGAAAUUGUUGACUAAAUGCAGAGCUUUCGUUAUUAUACAGACACGGUAAAUUAUCAAGACGUUACAUGCAAUUCGUAAGUGAAGUUUUAUUGGACACCCUGUAGAACACGGUUGUCGAUUAGCGAAAUAACGACUAGCAGAAGACAGUCGAGUCGUGCUAAAGAAAGCUGGGGAAGGAAGUCCCAAGAUCCGUAAGAUUCACAAUUCGCGAAGAGGGUUGGAAAUUGUUAUCAGCCACCAACUUGCGGCGAGAUGUGGGCCCGUGCCCGUGUCAUAAUUUACGCGUUAUAUUUCUUAGUUAUUCAGGUGAAGUUGAUAAAUUCUCGCACAUCCUGGCGACUGAACGCGGAUAAGGUUGUUAAGGCAGUGUCGGAAAUUUCAUCUCAUGAAGAUGAAGACCCAAUUUUUUAUAUCUUGGCGAGUACCAUUAACCUGGGCAAUGGUCAAGGGUGGAGCAAAACAGACUCCAAAAAUGAAAACCAAAAGUUGGAUUUAUUUUGCAACGACUGCAAAAACUUUAUUAGCGGGAGCUAUGACCGACGGCUAUCGUCAUUUGCUUUGAUGGACACACCGAACGUGACGGAAACUUUUCCCUCUUCAUCUCAAACGUCAACAGAAAAAUUUAAUUGCAAUUUGGUCCAGCGAUGCGAAGAGGGAAUUCUUGACUGUGGAAAGCCAGUUAAUUUUACAUAUUACGACAACUUAGUUGGGGUCAUUAAUAGAAAUAAACAUCCCCUUGUACCAGAACCUAAUGUCGCACUUAUGUUUAAAAAAAGAGGUGCUAAAGUCACGGACAUCGACAUUGAUUUGUUGGAAAAACGUUUGAAGAAGGCAAAAAGAGAGAAACCAAAGUCCGUUCAACUGUAUAAUCAAAUUGGUAAUUUUUGGCGCAUAAAAGGAAAUGCACAGCGUUCCAUAGAAUGCUUUAGAAGAGCAUUGGCUGUUUCCCCGCACAAUGCAGAGGUAUUGUUAAAUUUAGCAAGAGUUUUACUGGCUCUACAAUAUUUGGAUGAUGCCACUUACUUGGCUAGGCGGUCGUUGGAGCUGCAGCCACCAGAUCGCAAUGCGUGGGAACAGUAUCUCACUUUAGGACAAAUAUUUAAGGCUUACGGUCACUUCCAAGAGGCAGCUGUACAUUUGCGACAUGCUUUAGAGCUGAAACCAGAUCUUAUGGAUGCAGCUGACGCUCUAAAAGAGGUCGAAUCACUUCCAGCCGCGAGUGUGCAUGCCUACACGCUAUUGAUUAUUGUGUGCCUGGUUUUAGGAGUUCUUUUGGUAGUUCUGAGCAGCGUGGAAUGUGACGAGGAUUCCAGUCUAGCAUCAGAGCAACCCCAGAGGUCGGCGCGUCAUUUUAAUCGUGCACUAGCUAUGCGGAGCUUGCGGCUUGGUGUAUCUAGAAAUAAACGUUGCGGAUAAGUUUCAAAGUGUUGUGACUAUUAUGGUAGAAUACAUGUUGCCAACCAUAAUAAGUGAUGUAAUUUAACUCCCUAUUGAGUGGUAUUUUAACACUAUUUGUAUCAAUCACUGCAAUAUCGUACUAACUAUGCAUUUUAUUAUAUCGACAGACAUAAAUAUAUAUUAUGUAAUAGAAUAUAACAAUAUACGAUUCUGCUAUCAGUGCUUCACGCCGUAAAUUGGACCCCAACACAUAACUUGUCGGUACACAUAAGUAUAACAAUAGACCAUCUUGCGACGCACAGACUGUAUAGUUGACAUUUUUUUCUCUUUUGAAGUAAAUAUAUUGUAUACUAUGGAAUGGAACUUAUUAAUUUUUCUUCUUAUUUCUGUUUCAUAUAACAUGGCCCUAUAUGCUAUAUUCCAAGAUAUUAUAAUUAUCUUUAUUUUUUAAGAAUAUUUAUGUAUUAUACGCGCAUGUUAUACGAAAAAAGAGAUUACCUAACUGAUAAUAUAUUCAUGCAUAUUGUGUCACAGGACAAACGUAUUGCAUGCUCGUUAAUAUCGCCUAAAGAAAAGUAAUCAAAUCUCUUUUGCCAAUUUAAAAUUCGUCUUCUUUUCGGGUGUUUGACAAUUUCUAUUUUUUUUCUGAAAUAAUUGGUUCCACUUAUAUAUUAAUGAAAAAUGGAUAAUCGUUACAUAUUAUGUACAGAAAUUGCUUACAUGCAAUUCAGUUCACGAAUAAUCGAGUUUUAACACAUUGGAUAUAAUUUUUUUAGAGGGUAUGAAAAACUGGUGGUAGCUGUGUAAUGUAUUUCGAUGAAUAUGUUAAGUUUCAAUGCAUUGCUUGUACAACUUGCUACUAAUUUCAUAAGUAUAAACCUAAAUAUUUUGAAUGCUAAACAGUUUAGUUUUUUUUUCUUCAAGUUUUCGUUUUCAAGUCUGUUACUUAAUUGAGAAUGAUAACGAACUAUAUAACUCUAUAGUUAUUCAAUCACAAACUUAACUUAUAGUUUUCAGUAACACCUAAUCUUUGUAAGUCAAAAAAUGUAUAACUUAAAAAUUAUACUUGUCUUAUUUCAAGCAUGCCGCUGCUAUCAAUUGCAACUUCAUAUAAUGUUUCAAUCAUCCGGUAUUUUACCCCUUUAAAUACUAUAGCAACACAAUUAAGUUAUCUUGUUGUAUAUACGCAUACCUACACACACAUCUCUUAUGAAUACACAUAUGUAUACCUUUUCUAUUCAUUGUGAUUUAUGUAGGUAUGGGUAUUGCACACAUUCAUCUAUGUUAACAGGAUUUUUUCAACUCUUUUAAUAUAUACAAACAUCAAAAGCUAGCAACAAUUCAGGCCUUGUUUGUAACAGGAUAAAUUCGCAAAAUGCGUUUAAAAAUCCUUCCUACCGAGUGAUUCCGAAUUUGUGCAUCGGGAUGUUUUGCCAGUCGUUUGCCGUGAGGAUCACGCGAUUUUCUA
Molecule: messenger RNA, 2905 nt
Organism: Neodiprion virginianus
Lineage: Eukaryota; Metazoa; Arthropoda; Insecta; Hymenoptera; Diprionidae
Exons: 5
Coding region: 292-1455 (387 amino acids)
Biological process (GO): actin filament polymerization
Cellular component (GO): actin cytoskeleton; cytoplasm
Molecular function (GO): protein binding
Source: RefSeq, a predicted model, not a curated record